Molecule: messenger RNA, 2607 nt
Organism: Pseudo-nitzschia multistriata
Lineage: Eukaryota; Bacillariophyta; Bacillariophyceae; Bacillariales; Bacillariaceae
Source: the annotation of a GenBank genome assembly
AAAAACCUCAAAAAAGCAGCGAGUGGCAUGAUUUUCUUUUGAUGUGAGGGCGAACGAUAAAAAUGCAAUAUUUUUUGACGUGGUCAAAGCAGUAGGACAUGUUCUUACUUCACUCGGAGUUUUAAUAUAGCACAAACUGCUUUCACAAUGGGCGAGACUACAGCUGGCUCGCCCUCCAUUCCGGACGAUCCCGAGAACGGUAGCGAUCCAGUGAAAAAAACAAAUUACUAUGCAGCACUAGGAGAUGCCGCCGAAGAAACCAGGCCGACACAGGAUGCAGCAGUGCUUAUGGCGAGAAAGAACCGGAAAAAGUUCAAAAAGCUAAAAAAGCGUGCGGGUCUCGUGGUGGUGGCAAGUGAACGUUCGGGCCUCUUGACGAGAUCCGAGUUCGAGGAAUACCAGGAGCAGCUACUCAAAUCGGAGAAGGAAGAUGGCGAACAACAGCAGCAGACCGAAGCCAGCGGCAAACGGGCGUCGGAGCCACAGCCACCGUCGAAUUUUUCUCUCYCGCCAAUCGGUACAUCGAUCAGUGUAAGAAAAAAAUGCGUUGGGAUAGAAUCGGUGGAGGCAGCGACACACCGCGAUCUACUGUGCUGGCUCCUCCAGCAAAAACUGGAUGAGAAUAAGCCACAGCAAGGCUCGAAGUCGUCAAAGAAACGCCGCAGAGACGAGGAGGGCAACGCAAACGAAUCCCAAAGUGGACAAUCUUCGACGCCAAAAGAUAAUGCGGUCUCGAUCCCACACUGGGCCUCAAUCCACAACCCCGGGGCCUGCGAGCAGGUUGCCGUAUUGGAGAUCAACGUUCCCGACGAAACGAUCGAACCGUACACGCGGUUUUUGAAAUCGUUGAGAAGCAACAGCGGCAGCGAUACGACAAAAGACAAGGGAAGCUGCAACGGUGAUAAUUCAAUCACCGACGUCGACAGCGGUUCUCGUCGUUGCUUUCCCCACUCCCAGGUAGGUGUCGGCACCAAGUGGUUUCAAGGUUACAUGCCGAAAUCUAUGUCGGAAAGUUUGAUGUACUUUUCCAAUACCAAAAAAGACUCUAAAAAGAAAGAAAGCGAGGAAGAGACGAUAAUCCCUUCAAAGAAAGAGUUGAUAGAACGCCUGGAGGCGAUGUUGCUUUCAGCGGAGGAAAUGGAUGAGCAAGGGUAUCCAAAGUCCAUGUCUUCACCCAAUGACACCCAAGGUAAUCAAAACGAUGCUGCGCCAACAACAGAAAAACUCGAGCCACCGGCCAAAAUUCCAUCGCAAACAGCGAAAGACUAUGUCACAGCAUUUGGAGUGAGGAUAGAAGAGCAAAAUAUAGAAGACAAAAGCUCCUAUAUCGAAACUCCCAGCAACAAACCCAGUAACGGUGGUGGUGCCAACGAAGAUCAUCAUCCGGCUCGCGUGUUCGGAUUGGAUUGCGAAAUGGUCCAGACGAAACUCGGAAAGGAGCUAGCCCGAGUCACUCUUCUGCAGUUCGAGGAAUUUGUUGGGCCACAAACCAGUUCCAAGACCACUGUAUUGCUGGACUGCCUCGUGCGCCCCACCAAUAACAUUGUCGACUACCUGACAAAACAUUCCGGGAUCACACCGAAAUUGCUGGAACCAAUUUCCACGAGACUGGAGCAAGUUCAAUUUGCUCUGGCAUCGUUUCUGACACCAAACGAUAUUCUCAUCGGACAUUCUCUGGAGAACGAUCUCAGGGCGAUGCACUACAUUCACCCCCGGGUGGUUGACACCUCCAUGAUCUUUCGCCCGUCCAACAAAACCAAGGGAUUCAAGUUUUCGUUGCGUCACUUAUCGUACACUUUGUUGAAGAAAAAGAUUCAGAGCGGAUCUCAUUGCAGCGAGGAAGAUGCCCAGACAACCCUCGAUCUUGCGUUGUUAAAGGCUCUGAAAGGAGAUGCUUUGCAAGUUCCCGGAUUCGGAGACGACCAGCGGCAAUCCCUGGUUCAGCAAAGAUUCGUAAGAAAUGGUGUUGCUGCAUUCAUCGGCCCGACUUCGUGGCUCGAAACCCACGUUACCAAACAUCCAAAUGGCGCACAUGCUCUGAGUUAUGAUGUGGCGAGCGAUGUAAAAAAGGCAAUGCUGGCAUGGAUGACCAAUAGUCGCAAGGCCCAUCUAAUCUGGUCAAGACUAGAAUUCAGAGGCAAAGCUAACUCGAAUUCUGGUUCCGAUUCGUCCAUUAAAAUCUUUCAAUCACUCGUGGUGAGUUUUUGAUAUCCCGCACCGGAAAACGAUACUUAUCCACUUUACUGUUGCUAACAAGUUGCUCUCCUAUUACUGUAUUUCCUACAUGUUUUUUAGACGGCACUAGUCGAAAAAAUGCCUCCAAGAUGUGUCCUUAUGGUUGCCAUUCAAGGGGAAUUACAGAAAACCAAAGAUAUGUUCAAACGGAGAGGCGCUUGUCGCGAUCCGAGGGCAACCAUUAUAUGGUCCGAGCAUGAUGAGGAAGCAUGGAAAGAGCAGCUGAAUUCAACAAGAACUGGUUACGUCCAUUGGUUCAGCGCAUCAAUAGACAAAAACUGAUAUUAAGUUUGAAAAAAAUACUUUCUCUCUCUAGCCUGUAGAGCUAAAAUCAUAGUUUGAAUUCUCUUCAAAUACAUUCAUACAUUACUU